Durotheca rogersii is the source of this 774-nucleotide messenger RNA. RefSeq lists its product as uncharacterized. The transcript is spliced from 2 exons. The record is from RefSeq and is a predicted model, not a curated record. Bases 98 to 508 code for a protein of 136 amino acids. Lineage: Eukaryota; Fungi; Ascomycota; Sordariomycetes; Xylariales; Xylariaceae.
GUGAAAAGAACCGCCGAGAGGGAUAAGCUACCUGCCUUAGGAGGUACUGACCUCAGGUACCUCCCUGUCUGCGGCACAUGUGAAUAAUGCCCUCCAUAUGAGUAUGUGUAGAUACCUCCCACAGCCAACUUGGGCCUUUUCUUUGUCCCUUCCAGCCCUCCCGUUUUCCCGUCGCCUGCGGACGCCUCCCUCCCUCUCCCUCUCCCUCUCUCUCUCUCUCUCUCUCUUUCACACACACAGAAUGGCCUUGACGGGUGGAGCGAGUGGCAGGUAUGUGGCCAGGCACAAGGGAGACAUGUCGAGCAGGGAUCCCCGAGGUCCUGAUUCCGCCCUUCUGCCCCAUGCGCAUGGGAAGUGGAGCGAACCAUGGGCGGGCACAGCGAUGGAUGGAGGGAUGGGCCAUGGGGCCGCCGGGGUCCAAGUACUACGUAGUACAGCAUGCACGCAGCUGGCCAAUGGCGCCGCCCACGGGUACCUAGGGGGUACAUGCCGCAGGUGCAGGCACUGAGUUGUACCCGCCCACCGGCUAGAGGACGCGCCGUACGUUAGGUACCUCGGUACUUAGGCUAGGUACCUUAGGUGCGCAGCCGAUGGUCUUCGAUAAAGCGACGUAGUCGGCUUUACCUGGCCAGAUGGGGGGCGGGUAUAUCGCAUGUGGCACGUCUGUGGAUGUGCGAGUAUGGUGGGAGGAUGGAUGCAUCGUGUGUGUGCGUGUAUGUUGUCCAUACACACAUACAUGGCGUCGACGCAGUGCGUGUGUAUACCUAAUGGCGA